Molecule: messenger RNA, 3354 nt
Organism: Mytilus californianus (California mussel)
Lineage: Eukaryota; Metazoa; Mollusca; Bivalvia; Mytilida; Mytilidae
Exons: 11
Coding region: 227-1837 (536 amino acids)
Biological process (GO): signal transduction
Molecular function (GO): SH3 domain binding
Source: RefSeq, a predicted model, not a curated record
GUUCAGUCGUAUACUUAAUUGGAUUUCCCACAUUACGCAUACUUUGCUUUCAGAAAAUUAACAAAGGACUUGUGUCGAAUGGGCAGUGAUUUUUAAGGUAUAAAAAUACUUCACAAUAUCGGGUUUGUGGCUGAAAGAUCUAGAGGGAAUUAAGUACUAAACGAUACACAGAUAGAUCUUCCGAGAACGUGUAGCAACUUAAACAGAAUACCAAAGAUGACCCGAUAUGUCCAGCUAUAAAGAUCUGAAGCCUUCACAAGUUAAAGACAUCCCUUUUGUUAAUAUAGGUGCCCAAGAUCUUAUUACGAUAGAAGCUAACUGGAAAGGUUUAGUGAGAAAAGAAGGACAACUGGAACGUGGAUUAAAGAAACUUGGACCCCUCUCUAAAGUUACAAGUAUUCAGUGGAGACAAUUUUUUGUUGUCCUAUCUCAGGGUUGUGUUUACGUUUUUCAUGAUGAUCAUUCAUCAUCUCCGAAAGUUCACUUCUCUCUUAUGAAUUAUCACAAAUUAAGAAGGAAUUUUAGUAUACCCCACUCUUUUGAAAUCCUGCCAUGUUCCUCGGAGGGCAAAGUAUACAAAUUCAGUUGUGCAACAGAUACGGAGAGGCUGGAGUGGAUGAGAGCUAUAUAUAUAUCGAUGCUUGCAGUUCAUAAAGAAGCCUUACCAGACCAUGAACACAUAAAACUAAAAAAACCCGAAGAAUAUAAUCUUCUCGAAUCAACCGUCGGUGCCUCGGCUUCUGCAGCAAAGCUUUAUGAGAUAGAAGAUGAAGAUGAGUCGUCAGAUGACAAUUAUGACAAACCUGAUGAGUCUAUCGUAAAACAUAAUAAAUAUGAGCCUGAUCCAACUACGAAAUACGUAUCAACAACUGGCACCAUUCCAGAAGAGACAAAUUCUAAAAGAAUACAAAAAUCAUUUUCAGAACAACGAGAGACAUAUGAAGAUGCUGCCUCGCCGAAUGAAACCGUAAAACAAAGGAGUUUUUCUGAGGGGACCGUGAACGUUAAUGCUGGAAACACUAGUGUAGAUACUGUCAAUUCUACUUCAGUGCAAACAAAAACUAAACCAAAACCCCAAGUAGCACCCAAACCCGCUAAACCAGCAAAACAAAAAAUGUACAUCAAUUCACUAAAUGCGCCUGAAUCAUCUAAUUCAAGGACAAAAUCGCCUGCAUCGCGAUUACGUAUGACAGCACCAGAUUCCCAUUCACGAACGAAUUCACCAGCCUCAAAUUUACGCACCUCAUUGCCAUCUCGUUCACGAACAGAAUCACCACCAACAGAACUUCAAUUGCCAGUAUCUUCAGAUUCAAGCUCUAGGCCUUCCUCACGUGAAAGUGACAAGCAGUCAAGAUCCCCAGAGCCUACUAUAUCGACACCCAGGAAAACACCACCUUGUUUCACAAAGCGUGGCAACUUGGGGGAUACUAAUUAUUUAAACAUGACAGAGGAAGCAGGCUAUGUGCAGCCAGAUCCCGGACUUGAUCCAGCGUCGGAAUACAUGUUUAGCGGAAACAGAGAUGACAGUGCACGGGAAUUACAAUUGCUGGCAGACCGAACUUUCUUAGUUAGAGAUUCUUCUGAACCCGGGAAAAAGGUUUUAGUGGUGAAAACCAAAGCUGGGCUUAAGUCGUACAAAAUCGAAAUCGAAAAACACAGUGAAAAGUUCAUGAUUGAAGCCAAUUUGACGUUUGAUACACUGCACGAAGUUUUAGAACAUUAUAAAAGACACAACCUUCCAAAUAUAGGUAUCCCUUUAAGACUCGGAUACAAUGCUAAACAAAGUUCUGUACCGGAUGAUGACGACUACGAACCUGUUGGACAACCAUUACUGUAGUGUUCGAACACAAAUCAGUGAUAUACAAUGCCUUGAGUUGGGUAAUCUCGAUUGUUUGGUAAUUCUGCAGUAUUUUUACAUACCGACAUAAUUUAAUCGUUUAUUGACUUUAUCCAGAAUCUCCAUGUAGUAUACUCAUCAAUUUUUUAUACUACCGCAAAAUUUCUGCGGCCGUAUAAUGGUAUGGCGAUGUGUCCGAAGACAUUUGGGCCCCAUUUUUAAAUUGGUCCACAUUGAGGAUUAAAGAUUCCACUUUGUUUGAUUUCAUCAAAAAUUGAAUUAUUUGGGGUUCUUUGAUAUGCCAAAUCUAUUUGUGUUAAUAGAUAUUUUUUUUUUGACCCCGUUUUCAAAUUAAGGUCCAAAAUUAAAUUUUGUUCGAUUUUAACAAAAAAUGAAUUCUAAGGAUUCUUUGAUAUGGUGAAUCUAAACGUGACUGUAUUUAGAUUUUUGAUUUUGGGCCCAGUUUUUAAGUUGGUCCAAAUCGGGGUCUAAAAUUAAAAUUGAAUAUAUGGGGUAUUUUGAUAAGCUGAAUCUUACAGUGUAUUUACAUUUUGGAUUUUGUGUCCCAUUAUCAAAUUUGUUCACUUUGAGGUCCAAAGGAUGCAAAAUUAAACUUUGUUUAAUUUCGUCAAAUUGAACCCUUGGGUUCUUUAUUAUGCUGAAUGUUACCAUGUAUUUAUAUUUUGGAUAUUGCCUAUAAUAGGUAAAUGUCCAAUUUCAAAUUUUCAAGACCACAUUAAUUCUGUGUCAGAAACCUAUGCUGUGUCAAUUUGACAAAUAUUUAAUCACAAUCCAAAUUCUGAGCUGUACCAAAUAAAAUUGAGAAUGGAAAUGGGGAAUGUGUCAAAGAGACAACAACCCGACCAUAGAGCAGACAACAGCAAGCUUGAAAGUUUUGUCCAUAAUUUCCCCAAGGGUUCAACCUCUGCGGUCGUAUCAAGCUGCGUCUUUCGGAGCAUUUUAUUUUUUUAUGUAUGCCUUUUUCAUUAGAUUCACAAGUUGUGAAAUCUUGAUUGUUUGGUAAUUUUGUAGUAAUUUAUCAUACUGAAAAAAAUGAAUCGUUGACUGAAUUUAUCCAGAAUCUCCGACUACUCAAUUCUCUUCAACUUUCUUAUGUUUAUUGUCUCCCGCGUAACGUGUUGCGGGGGACAUGGAAAUACCGGGCGUCCGUCCGUGUGUACGUCCGUCCGUCCGUCCGGUCUUGUUAGCGCUCUCACAGGUACAAUUCUUGCCAGAUUUUUAUAAAACUUAUACUACAGGUUAAUAUCAGCAUUAUCUCGGACAAGUUCUAUAAUGGUGGCCGAUCGAUUUUUUUAAAAAGAGUUAUGCCCCUUGGAAAUAUUAAAUAUGUGCAACGCGGGGGACAUUGGAACUCUGUUCUUUUAUAUUUAUACCUUUUUCAUUAGACUCACAAGUUAAACUGUCAUUUAUAGUUUUAUUAAUGCUUUUUAAUAUGUUGCAUCCAAGAAAUAGUUAUGUAUGUAUAUUGAUUUAACUUAUGAGUAAUAAAAAUAUAU